Molecule: messenger RNA, 2282 nt
Organism: Mercenaria mercenaria
Lineage: Eukaryota; Metazoa; Mollusca; Bivalvia; Venerida; Veneridae
Product: poly(A)-specific ribonuclease PNLDC1-like
Exons: 20
Coding region: 87-1718 (543 amino acids)
Biological process (GO): nuclear-transcribed mRNA poly(A) tail shortening
Cellular component (GO): cytoplasm; endoplasmic reticulum
Molecular function (GO): RNA binding; poly(A)-specific ribonuclease activity
Source: RefSeq, a predicted model, not a curated record
UCGUGUUGGUAAACAAAGUUUGCACAUGUGAAGCUGUCAAAUGUUUGGUACUAUGAUAUAGCUCAAAAUAAGAGAUAACAGCCAAAAUGGUUGAAGUUGUGAGGUCUUCAUUUAAAGAACAAUACCCUUUAAUUGCUGAAAAUAUCAGAAAGUGUGAUUUUAUUGCUUUGGACACUGAAUUUACAGGAUUAAAAAUAAAUGAACAGAUCAAGUCAAGUUUGUUUGAUGAUGGUGCUGAAAGAUACAAAAAGUUGAGGAAGACAAUAACACAGAUAACCAUUUGUCAGUUAGGUUUGUCGAUUUUUACAAAAGAUCAAAAAGAGAACAGAUAUGGAGCUAAGACCUACAACUUCUACCUUUACCCACAGUCUUUUGGACCAGUAGAUGAACGCUUCUUUUGCCAGGCUUCAAGUUUGCAGUUUCUAUGUAAAUAUGACUUUGACUUUAACAAGUUUAUUUAUGAGGGAAUUCCCCACUUGAAUGAUCACCAGGAGCAAAUGAUUAGAGACCAUAUUGCAAGCAAAGCCAUGUUUACUGGCUUAGAAAGAGAUUUAGAUGAGAAUGCUAUACAAAAGAUCUGUUCAAAGGUUGCUGACUGGUUGGUUAAUACAGAUGAAGAUAAUAAGAUGGUAUUGACAAAAAAUGAAAUGGAGAGGAUACCUAUGUAUGUAUUGAGCACAGAACUGAGAGGCAGAUUCCCUGGUAUUUGGACUAUAAUAAAUAAGGAACAGAAAUGUAUAGAAAUUGAGAAAAUAGCAGCAGACAAGAGGCAAGAAUUGGAAAUCUCAGAAAAAUCAGAUCAAAGACAACAAGAGGAGGCGCUGUUAGAGAAAAUGCUAGGAUUUACACGUAUAUUUAGACUAAUGAAACAGUUAAAAAAGCCUUUACUAGCACACAACUGUAUGAUGGACCUAAUGUUGAUAUAUGAUAAAUUCUACAAACCGCUACCUGUAUCCUAUACAGAAUUCAAGACAAACCUUCAUAUGAUGUUUCCUAAAGUGUUUGAUACAAAACAUAUCGCAUCUAGUGUGAGACGGGAGAUGGAGGAGACGGGUUUGGUGCAAUACACAAAUUUAGGUGAUCUCUAUAAAGAUUUAGAAAGUGAGAAGGGACAAGAACUUGUGUUACAUCCUCCUGCCAUAGUACAUGCCGAAGGGUUUGAAAGAUAUAUAUCUGAUGUUCUACCUCAUGAAGCUGGUUUUGAUGCCUACAUGUGUGGCUUUGUGUUUCUUAGAUAUGGCCAUAUACUGACUUUCAAGAAUACAAAGUCAUCAGAAGUUAUACCAUGUAUGUUUAGGAGAUAUUUACAGACAUUAGAAAACUAUACCAACAGGAUCAACAUAAUCAGGGCUACAGUUAAUCAUAUUAAUUUAGAGGGACCAGAUCAGGAAUCUAGAAGACCUGAACUGCUGUAUGUACGAAGUAGAAUGUUUAAACAAAAGUUAAACAUUGACCAGGUAAAGUUGGCCAAGUGGUUUUCUCCAUAUGGGUCUGUAGAUGUGAAAGCCUAUGGUCAGUCUAGAGCACUUGUGGCUACCUCAAACUACAGUUGUGCAAGAGAUAUCUUACGAGCUUUCAAGAAGCACAACACAAUUUAUGUGACCAAAUACAGCGUGUGGAAACACUCCCCUGUUGUUAGAGGGCUCCUAUGGUCAGGAGUUUUGCUGACAGGAAGUGUUUGUGUGCUGGCUUUGCUGUCAGGAGAUAAGAAUUCUUGAAUAUCCCCAAGACUGGACUGUUAAACUGUUACAUGGUGCUGAGUAGGCUGAGCAGGCCCUGUUGAUUGACAGAGUAGUGCUGGAAAAAUAUUUCUUGUUAUAUAUUGAACAUCCAGAACAGUAAAAAACGAAGCAACAAUAGCUCUACAAAUAAACAGAUAAAACAGAAGAGCAGGCUCGUUGUAAACACAGCAGCUAGCAAGAUGUUUAUUUGAAUUUGAAUUUAAUGUGAAUCUGAGUGUGAAUUUUUGAAUUAAUUGUGAGUUUUAACUCCCAGAGCGGAAGUAUCUUUGGGCAGGCCUAGUUUUAAGUUUGUUUUUAUCAUAGCGGUUUUGUCUGGGACCAAUACCUGGAUUACCUAAAUAAACAAGAAAAUGCAAAAUGUCAGGGUUUGUAUUUUGAAAACCUACCAUUGUUCAUUGCUUUUUAAUAUUUACAUUUGUAAAUCAUUAUACUUUAGAUACAAUUUUACUUUCAAAUUGGUUGAAAAUUUGAAGAAAACACAUGUAUUUUACUUUGUCAGAUAAAAGGGAAGUAAUUACCAACAAUAAAAAAGAAUAUUUA